UCCAAACUAGAGUAUUAUAUGUAUGUAAAUUAACAGGAUGCACAGUUUGCAAAGGCAAAAUAGCAAUUUUGGCCCCUCAACUUUAUUAUAAGGGUUAAAUUCAUCUCUCAAUUUUUAAAUUCCAACAUGAUCCCUCAACUUUCAAUUUAGGGUCAUAUUCAUCCUUAUGAUGAUAUUAUACUCCAUAACAACAUAUGCAAAAAGUCUUUUUUUAUUCAUGUUUUCUUCUCCUCCUUGAUUUUCACUCUUCAUGCGUCUGUAAUAUAUUGCGAUGCAUUGAUAAAUAAAUUUUAUGUUCUAAAUUUAAUACUUGUGUGAUGUUCAGCUUCUAAAUGUAUUGAUGCUCAUGUCACUAUAUUGAUAUUGAUGCUCAUGUCACUAUAUUGAUUUGCUUGCAAUGGCUAAAUAUUUUUUUAGUAAUAAUAAAUUGUUGAGGAAUUUAGAAUGGAAAAAAGACAAAAGUAAAGAGGAUUUUUUGCAUAAGUCUCAUAUUAUUAUGUAGUAGUAUAAUAUAGUAUAAGAAUGAGUUUGGAAUAUAUUGGUCUAUACGAAAGUUAAGAGACCCUAAAAUCGAAGUUGAGUUGAGGACGAGAACGGCUAUUUUGCCGUUUGCAAAUAACCGGAUCGGCGACCGCGAUCCAAUGGAGGGGCUUCUUUCUGCCGAAUUCGGAAUUCCCGAUAACGAUCUGGUUCCCUCCUCCGCGGGUCGCCGCCUCGCCGGAGCGUCCCUUACCUUAGGUGUCUCUUCUUCCUCCUGCCCUGUGUCGCGGUCUCAGGCUCUCGGCACCCGCAGCUUGCGCGGAGUAAAGGGUUCCCGGAAACCCUUGCCGCAGCGACACGCACGGCGGCGGAGCACCACAUGUCGCGGCGGGUUUCCUCAAGAUAACAAUACUUGAAGCGCUGCUGCUGGAAAUGGGAAGCACUGGAGUCCCACUACCUAUGGCUGUGUCGUCACCUGAAAUACCAGCUGUGAAAGAAGGAUCAGCUCCUGCACCACCUGCUAUUGGCUCCAAGCCAAAAAAGAAGAUAUGCUGCGCGUGCCCUGACACCAAGAGGCUGAGAGAUGACUGUGUCGUUGAGCAUGGGGAGUCUGCUUGCACGAAAUGGAUCGAAGCUCACAAGCGAUGCCUCCAUGCCGAGGGGUUUAAUGUGUGAUUCUUCUCUAGUCUGCUGCAGAUGUUAAGUUCACUUUCAUGGAUAUCAGAGAGCGAGCGAGGUGAAACCGGAGCCCUGUAUGAUCAGCGGACCAGUUGCCCAUUUUCACUCAAAAUAAGGUUACUGACAGGUGAUGACGGUGCGGUCUUGAAGAGCAAUUUACUUAAUGUGUUUUUUGUGCUUAGAAUGGGAUGAAACAGAAAACUUGAUUUGAUGAUUUCAAUCUCAUCUACAGGGCGUGUGAUAAGAGCAAUAACCGCAUCAAUGUCAGGCUAAUUAAUGGGUUCAAGGCAGUCCUUGAUCAGCUAGAACUGAAGGAAUUACACCUCAAUGGCCAAUGGUUUACAUGGUCAAGUGAAACUGAGUCUCCAACUUUCACUAAGAUCGACCAUAUUUUCAUCACCAAGGAUUGGGAACUGCAAUACCCAACCUGCUCCCUGCAAGCACUUGCUUCUUCCAUGUCUGAUCACUGUCCUCUACUGGUUACUCAACUACCGUCAGGUCCUAGGCGAAAACCUUUUCGCUUUGAGUCAUUCUGGCCCAAACUACCGGGAUUCUUGGAGGUGGUUCAGCAGAGUUGGAACAAGCCCUGCCACUCAGGAAACAAAGUUCGCCUACUACAUGUCAAACUAUCGCGACUAAGCAAGGCCUUACGCCGCUGGAGUCGGGAGCAAAUCCACCCGCUGAAGCUAGCGGCAGAUAUUGCCGCUGAGAUCGUACGGCUCCUUGAUCAAGUGCAAGAAAAUCGUCCACUCACAGCCGCUGAGUUAGCCUUACGCAAAAAGGCUAAGGCGAGAACCUUGGGCUUUGCGACAAUACGGAAGAUCAAGAUCAGGCAACGAGCACGACUGACCUGGAUCAAGCUGUCUGAUGCUAACACAAAAAUUUUUCAGCUUCGAGCUAAUGGCCGAAGAUAUCGCUACAAGGCGGUGACCGGGUGCUAACUGAUCACCAAGACAAAGCAGCUGCCAUUUUCAACCACUUCUCGCUACUAUUGGGCGCCAACACGCCUAGGACUGCCUCACUCAACUGGAGCCUGCUGGAUAUACCUUCUCAUGACCUACAACACCUUGAUGUACCAAUCAACCAACAAGAGAUCAAAACAGCAGUAUUCCAGGCACACUCUGAGAAGGCACCUGGCCCGGAUGGGUACACAGGACUGUUCUACAAGUUAACUUGGGAGAUCAUCAAGGAAGAUCUCACGUCGGCCGUCCAACAAAUAUUCAAUUUGUGUGGAAACUCCCUGCAAUUACUGAACACAGCCAACAUCGUGCUCCUGCCAAAGAAGGAUUCUGCACUCACGCCUGCAGAUUUUAGGCCGAUCAGCCUCAUGCACAGUGUUGCGAAGCUGGUCACCAAAUUACUGGCCAACAGAUUGGCGCCAGUGCUACACCAGAUAGUUUCUCCCUGCCAGUCCGCAUUCAUCAAAGGCCGCAGCAUUCAGGAUAAUUUUCAGUAUGUGCAAGGGGCUGUUAACCACUUUCACAAUUCCAACACUCCAAUGCUCUUCCUCAAGUUGGAUAUUCAAAAGGCAUUUGACAGCGUUCGGUGGGAAUACAUGCUAGAACUUUUACAGCGUCUUGGGUUUGGUCAGCGCUGGCGAGAUCUCCUAUCCAUCCUGUGGGGAACCACAUCUUCCAGAAUCUUACUCAAUGGAGUGCCAGGAAGACCAAUUCAUCACCGCCGAGGGCUGCGACAGGGGGAUCCUUUAUCACCAAUGUUAUUCAUUUUAGCCAUGGAUCCACUUCAGCGUCUCUUCGACAAAGCAACACAACAAGGCUUACUGUGCCCAAUAGGUGCUGAUCCAAUCCGGAUGCGCACCAGCCUCUAUGCUGAUGCUGCUGCCUUAUUUGUGAGGCCUAAGGUGGAUGAUCUCAUCACUGUCCGACAGCUCUUACAGGCCUUUGGGGAUGCGACAGGACUACACACCAAUCUGCACAAAUCCGAGAUUUAUCACAUCUCUUGCAAUGAACUGGAGUUGGAUGACAUUGCAGCAACCUUUCCUGCCAACAGUGCCUCUUUUCCAUGCAAUUACCUUGGCCUGCCACUACACAUUGGAAGGACGAGAAGAGUAGAUGAACAACUUCUGAUUGAUAAGAUUGGUGCCCGGUUACCAGGCUGGAAAGGAAGGCUCCUCACUCGUGCAGGAAGGCUGACACUAAUCAACUCAGUGCUCACCUCCAUUCCAGUUUAUCACAUGACAGUUUUUCCUCUUUCCAAAUGGGCAAUCAAACGCACAGAUCGUAUAAGGUGGAAUUUUCUUUGGAAAGGUGCUGAUGAUUUCCGCCACGGGAGCUGUUUGAUAAACUGGCGAUGAGUGAAUCGUGCCAAAAAGUUGGGGGGCCUGGGCAUCAAGUAUCUGUCCUGUUUCAAUCAUGCACUACACCUCCGCUGGCCCUGGUACAAAUGGACAGAACCUACCAAACCUUGGACAAGCAUGCCACUGAAACUUUCGGUGGAGGAACAAGAACUAUUCAAACUUUGCACUGCAAUUACUAUAGGCAAUGGAGCAAAAACUCAGUUUUGGAAGGACCGCUGGUUACAAGGAGAAGCACCCAUGUACAUUGCACCAGACUGCUUUCGUCUGGCCUGGCGCAAAAACAUUACUGUCCAGCAGGCGUUCAUUGACCGGAAAUGGAUGCGAGGCCUCCGACGCAUCUCCACUACUGCUGCUAUCAACCAAUUUGUGGACCUUUGGGGCAGAUUGCAACAAAUUCACCUCAGUGACUCGGAAGACACAAUCACUUGGCGCCUAACUGCAGAUGGUUCUUACUCAGCGGCAUCCGCUUAUGAUGUCCAAUUCGUCGGCUCCUUUGCAGACAACCGCUGGGAACAAGUUUGGCAAAUGAAAGUUGAAAACAAGUGUCGUGUAUUCAUGUGGCUACUUCUCCAAUGCAAACUACCCACAGCAAACAGGAUAAUUCAAUGCGGCGGCACGGCUGAUGCAAUUUGCAAACUGUGCCAUUGUCGAGAAGAGACAACCUUGCACAUGGUAGCAAACUGCUCCUACGCUAAGGAGGUAUGGCGUAUCUUAGCACAACGAGCCUCCAUCACUUUUGUGCAGAUCUCCACGCCACUUUCCAAUGUUAAAGAUUGGUGGGAGCACCUCAGUAAGGCUACUGGACUUGAUUUUGUUCACCUCCAACAAGUCCUCACCUACGGCACUUGGAACAUAUGGAAGGAACGAUGCCGGCGAGUGUUUGAGAACAAGGCAAUACUUGCAGAUCAGUUGGCUCAAGUAAUUUUGCAGGACGUCGCAGCUUACCGCCAAGCUCAUGCAAAUCCGGUUGUCUAGUUUAAAUACGCACACACUGUGUGCCGAGUUGUAACCCUUUGGCCUUUUCCUUUUAGCUACUAUUUUUUCUUGUAAACUUUUUGGACUUCUCCUACUUUAAUGCAAAAGCAGAGCACCUGCUAUAUUUCCUCAAAAAAGAUAAUGUAGUGAUGAAACAUAUUUAGAGUGA
Messenger RNA from Panicum virgatum (switchgrass), 4619 nucleotides. RefSeq names its product cytochrome c oxidase copper chaperone 1-like. The transcript has 2 exons. Gene Ontology annotation, cellular component: mitochondrial intermembrane space. The record is from RefSeq and is a predicted model, not a curated record. The coding region runs from base 913 to 1155 and encodes 80 amino acids. Lineage: Eukaryota; Viridiplantae; Streptophyta; Magnoliopsida; Poales; Poaceae. Gene Ontology annotation, molecular function: copper chaperone activity; copper ion binding.